GUUGCAGAGAUCUCAAGCAAAAUUGGCAUAAACUAUGGGCAGCUUGGCAACAAUUUGCCAUCCCCAAACAGCUCCAUUGAGCUCAUCAAAUCCAUGAAUGCAGGGCGUGUGAAGCUCUACGACGCCAACCCGGAAAUCUUAAACCUCCUGUCUGGCACCAAUCUGCAAGUCUCAAUUAUGGUCCCAAACAGUGAAAUCUCAAUCAUUGCAUCAAACCAAGCCAAAGCCGAUGAAUGGGUUCGAAACAAUGUCCUUCCCUAUUACCCCCAGACCAUGAUCCGGUACCUCCUUGUAGGCAAUGAAGUCCUUAGCUACAACUCCUCGGACCAAGAUCGCCAAAUGUGGCUUGAUCUUGUCCCUGCCAUGACUAAAAUUAAGUCCUCCCUCAAAGCGCAAAAUAUCACAAACAUCAAAGUAGGUACCCCAUUAGCCAUUGAUGUGUUACAAUCAACAUUCCCACCAUCAAACAGCAUGUUUAGGCCCGAUAUCUCCAAUUCGGUCAUGGCCCCAAUGCUAAGAUUUUUGAACCGGACCAACUCCUUUAUGUUCAUUGAUGUGUAUCCUUAUUUUCCAUGGUCUUCAAACACCACGAACAUUAGUCUAGACUUUGCAUUAUUUGGAGGAAACAACAAUACCGACUGCUACACUGACCCGGGAAGUGGGUUGAUCUACACUAACCUCCUAGACCAAAUGCUUGACUCAUUGAUCCAUGCCAUGGCCACGCUAGGGUACCCGAACAUCCGGCUUUUGAUCACGGAGACCGGCUGGCCUAAUUCUGGUGACAUCGAACAGCCUGGUGCUAAUAUACAUAAUGCAGCCACAUAUAACCGAAAUUUGAUACAUAGAAUGGUCGCUAAGCCACCUCUUGGGACACCAGCUAGGCCUGGUGUAGUCAUACCUACGUUCAUAUUUUCAUUGUUUGAUGAAAAUCAAAAGACAGGGCCAGGGACAGAGAGGCAUUGGGGCUUGUUGCAUGCUGAUGGAACUCCCAUUUAUGACAUUGACUUGGCAGGAAAACGGCGAUUGGAGGACUACGAGCCCUUGCCGGAAGCGAAUAAUAACAGUCCUUACAAGGGCAGCGUGUGGUGUGUGGUUGCUAAGGGUGUAAAUAAUGAUGAGUUGGGUUCGGCGUUAACCAAUUUGUGCAAUAGUGGUGCAGGGAAUGGUACGUGUGAUGCGCUUUCACCAGGGAAGGAGUGCUAUGAACCAGUCUCAGAGAUUUUGCAUGCGAGCUAUGCCUUCAGUUCCUACUGGGCCAAGUUUAGGAGCCAUGGAGCUACUUGCUAUUUCAAUGGGCUGGCAGAGCAAACCACUGUGGACCCCAGUCAUGGAUCUUGCAAGUUCCCUAGUGUGACUCUUUGA
Messenger RNA from Prunus mume (Japanese apricot), 1362 nucleotides. The record is from RefSeq and is a predicted model, not a curated record. Lineage: Eukaryota; Viridiplantae; Streptophyta; Magnoliopsida; Rosales; Rosaceae.